Messenger RNA from Trichoderma harzianum CBS 226.95, 732 nucleotides. RefSeq lists its product as hypothetical. The coding region runs from base 87 to 494 and encodes 135 amino acids. The record is from RefSeq and is a predicted model, not a curated record. NCBI's taxonomy places the organism in Eukaryota, Fungi, Ascomycota, Sordariomycetes, Hypocreales, Hypocreaceae. The transcript is spliced from 2 exons.
UUAGGUUUGGGAAUGCCUUGGGCGCGACCUUGGCUUGGGUACCUUGUACAUACAUAAUUGGCAGAGGGCUGUCUGGUCUUUAAUUGAUGUCUGGCGCCGGCUAUAGCGCAGUCCACCGGCUAGGUUUCUCCUUCGGCGCCUCGCCUUUCUGGGCUCUCCAAACAAGGCCCGUUAGUCUGGCGCGGGCUGAAGGGCCGGUCGGUGCAAAGUAUGCGGUACUUGGAUGGUUACCUGGGCGGUGGUGCUGGCUGUGGCGGGCUUGCAGGUACUCGCAGCGCCGCCCGCAAGUACUGCGUACUCCAUGCGCGGCAUGGCAGGGCCAAUGUACCGACAGAGGCACGCAGAGGUACCUUGUCUCUGCCGACCGUGGGCGAGUUGUGGAUUCGAUUCAUCUUCUCUUGAAUCUUCACUCACUCACUUCCUUCUCACCACCAGCCUGCCAUUCGGAUUCCCCUCUGGCGGCUACCCAUCAGGGCCUCUGCGCUGCUCGAUAGCUGCAACAAUCACACUCACCUGCGACGACGAGCCGUGACACUGCCGCCACCUCGCUGGCGCGCUUCCCCCUCGGAAUCUGGACCCCCCGGAAACCAUGGUCCUCAAGGAAUUUCUCGACUCAGACCGAGUCAACUUUCUCAUCUGGAGGUAUUUGCUUGAAGGCAGUACGUGGAAUCGCAUAGCAUUCUCCCUCUCUACUCCUCGUAGGACUGGACCAAGGAUAGAAUCUAACCUGUG